AUGGAGACUUUGACACUGCCCUCAUUUGAGGCUUCACCUGUCCAAGUUUGCCUCCUGACAUUGCUCAUUAUAUCCUGUUGGUACCUUACUACAUCUUUCUUUUCCUGGUACCGUCUUCGACACAUUCCUGGUCCCUUCGUUGGCUCCUUUUCAUACUUCUGGCUUCUGCGAAUCGCUGCCAGCGCACGCCAGGAAGAGCUGUACCGUAACAUCAACACUCAGUACAAGAGUCGUCUUGUCCGUGUUGGGCCAAAUGAGCUCCUCACAGACGACCCGGAUGUCCUUCGCCGCGUCAAUGCUGUGCGAGGCGACUAUGGCAAAGACGCCUGGUAUUUUUCUAGCCGCUUCAACCCAUACCAGGAGACAAUGUUCACGACGACGGAUAAGACCCUCCAUGACAAGAUGAAGACUCAGACAUCAGCCGGAUACGCAGGACGCGAGAUAGACCUGCUGGAGCCAAGCGUUGAUGAGCAAAUGAUGAAGGCGGUGAGACUUCUGAAAGAAAAGUACGCUGACACGGGUCGUCUCAUGGAUAUGGGUUUGCUACCCGCGUAUCUGACAAUGGAUGUCAUAACGAGUGCAACAUUUGGCAAGCCUUUUGGGCAUCUCGAUGCGGAUGCAGAUGUCUUCGGUUUCAUUGCACAAAUGAGAGACAACUGGCCGAUUUUGGCGGUCACUUUGGACACCCCAUGGAUACGAAGCGUGAGGUUCUCGAGCUGGUUCUUGAAGCUACUCGGUCCUCGACCCACGGAUACGCAUGGGAUGGGGCAGAUGAUGGGAGUUGCUGAAAAGUACGUCGGCGAAAGAUUUAAGCCAACCUCAAAACCGCAGAACGACAUGUUGGGCUCCUGGAUCAAGAAUGGGUUGACAAAGGCAGAGUGUGAAGCAGAGGGUCUUUUCGCGUUGGUCGCUGGCUCAGACACUACAGCAUCCGUCAUUCGCAUCACUAUGCUCUACUUGAUGACCAAUACCCGAGUGUACCUUAAGCUCAAAGACGUCAUUCGACAAUCUGUUGAUACCGGAGUCUCGACUCCUAUUACAGUUGAUGAGAGCAGCAAGAUUCCUUUUCUUCGCGCCUUGGUAUAUGAAGGCAUCCGAAUCCGGGCGCCUGCGACUGGACUUUACCCCAAGACAGUUCCACCACAAGGCGACACCAUUGACGGCAAGUUUAUCCCUGGUGGCACGGCAAUUGGAAUGAACGCACCUGCCAUGCUCAGGUCACAGACUGUGUUUGGGCCGGAUGCAGACCUUUUCCGCCCAGAGCGAUUUCUAGACGUCAGCGAUAAGGCUAGGGCCCAGCUAGAGCGCGAGGUGGAAAUGGCGUUCGGUUAUGGACGCUACAUGUGCGCUGGGAAGCCUGUCGCUUUCAUGGAGCUGUACAAAGUCUUUUUUGAGCUACUGCGAAACUUCGACUUUGAACUGGCCAACCCGGUCAAACCAUGGGAUUCCAGCAGCUACAACAUAUUUGUCGAAGAGAAUAUAUAUACAACAGCUCUGUAUGAAUACACCAACGACGACGAAGACGACGACGAAGACGACGACGAAGACGACGACGAAGACGACGACGAAGACGACGACGAAGACGACGACGAUGACGACGAUGAUGUCGACGAUGACGACGAUGACGACGAUGAUGUCGACGAUGAUGUCGACGAUGAUGUCGACGAUGACAGCAACGGUAGCGACGAUAGCGACCACAGCGACAAUGACAGCAACAGAUAA
Messenger RNA from Colletotrichum karsti, 1722 nucleotides. RefSeq names its product pisatin demethylase. The transcript has 6 exons. Bases 1 to 1722 code for a protein of 573 amino acids. NCBI's taxonomy places the organism in Eukaryota, Fungi, Ascomycota, Sordariomycetes, Glomerellales, Glomerellaceae. The record is from RefSeq and is a predicted model, not a curated record. Gene Ontology annotation, molecular function: monooxygenase activity; iron ion binding; oxidoreductase activity, acting on paired donors, with incorporation or reduction of molecular oxygen.